Salmo salar (Atlantic salmon) is the source of this 2348-nucleotide messenger RNA. RefSeq names its product ets variant gene 6 (TEL oncogene) (gene etv6). The record is from RefSeq and is a predicted model, not a curated record. Gene Ontology annotation, cellular component: nucleus. Gene Ontology annotation, molecular function: DNA-binding transcription factor activity, RNA polymerase II-specific; sequence-specific DNA binding. Gene Ontology annotation, biological process: regulation of transcription by RNA polymerase II; cell differentiation. NCBI's taxonomy places the organism in Eukaryota, Metazoa, Chordata, Actinopteri, Salmoniformes, Salmonidae.
CAGACACACGCCAAACACACACACACAACUCAUGACAGGCGCACACAGAGCAUACAUGACAGUCAUAAUCAACAAACAAAUCUUUGUCUUUUCAGCCUGCAUUUUCCUUAUUCCAUAAACAUUUGUUUUCAGAGCUUUUGACCUCAGAAAAUGGCAGAUUGAAAGCCAUGAUUUACUAUAGCUACUUGCAUGUCACGCCAUGACUCCAACGGGCAUCAUUCUCCCCAUGUGGACAGACAGACCUACUCAUGUAUCCCUCCUCUGAGGUGCUGAAGCAGACCCAGGGUCAAGGACCAACACAAGACGUCUUUACUGGACCAUAGCAGAGUCACUGUACUGUAACACUACACAGUAGAACACAGUGGAAUGCAACACAGCAGGACAGUGACAGCCAACACAACUCAGUACACGGCAGCGCAGGCGUGUUCAGUACAAUAACACCUCAGGGUACUAAAGGACAGCACACAACACAACAUAACUCAGUACAAGACAAUAGCGAACAGCACAGAAUAAUAGCCCAGUGUAAUGGAGGAGUAUAAAAUGUAUAGAAGGUAGGAGAAGAAAGGAAGUAGGAGAUGGGUUGGGCUGGGGAGAGAGUGAGGUAUUACAGGACAGAAUAGGACUGGACGGACAAGAAGGAAAGUAAGGAGAAGACUGUAAAUAUGAGGCCUGCAGCCGGUGUUCUGGAGCAGGGAGGACGUGGGCCAGUGGUUGCGCUGGGCCGAGAGGGAGUUUGCCCUGCGGCCCAACACCAGCGGCAGCUUCCAGAUGAACGGCAAGGCCCUGCUCCUCCUCACCAAGGAGGACUUCCGCUACCGGUCGUCCCACUCCGGAGACGUCCUGUACGAGCUGCUGCAGCACAUCCUGAAGCAGAGGAAGCCGCACGCCUCCUACCCCUCCGCCUACUUCCCCGGCAACUCCUUCCACCCUCUGCCAGAGGGAGCGCUCCAGCACCACAAACUGGAAGAAACGGUACGGCGAACACCGCGUGGUACAGAGCCCCAACCCCAGCACCCACCCACCAUUGAGCUCCGACACCGCUCCCGCUCGCCACACCAACCCACUCCCCGCCUUUCCCCCCUGGACCCCAACUACCCACGCCCUGGUGCCGAGGACCACCUCCAGACGUCCUCCCAGCUGCCCGACAGCAACCACCACCUGCCCGAGGACUUGUACACUCUGUCGGUGUCCCCGGCUGCCCCUAACGGCCGCUGUGCCACGCCCCGUGAAGCCCCCUGCCCAGGCAGCCCCGGGUGCCAGGAUGCUGCCCCCCCUCGUGUCAUCCAGCUCAUGCCCAGCGCCAUCAUGCACCCCCUUCUGCUUAGCCCAGGGCGAGGAGGUGUCGCUGGAGACUUCAGGCACAGCCGUGGGGGGCCACCACUUCAGGCCCCCCAUGAAAACGGGCGUGAGGGGAAGGGCCACAUCCAGCUGGCACUGGCCCACCACCAGCAGCACACUCUACAUCAGCAGGAGGAGGCGCUCUACAGGAACCACCACGUCAUCGUGCCCGUCUCGCCACCAGAGGAGCAGGCAAUGCCCAUUGGACGGAUAGCAGACUGCAGGCUGCUGUGGGACUACGUCUACCAGCUCCUCUCAGACAGCAGGUACGAUAACUACAUCCGCUGGGAGGACACAGAGACCAAAGUCUUCCGCAUCAUGGACCCCAACGGCCUGGCUCGCCUGUGGGGGAACCACAAGAACAGGACCAAUAUGACGUACGAGAAGAUGUCACGAGCACUGAGACACUACUACAAACUGAACAUUAUCAGGAAAGAGCCAGGACAGAGACUCUUAUUCAGGUUCAUGAAAACCCCAGAUGAGAUUAUGAGUGGACAAACUGACAGGCUGGAGCACAUAGAGUCGGACACAGACGAUCAAAUCUACAUCAAAGAGGAGUGCUGAGGCCUCUGGGAAAUGGAGUCCACUAAAGCGAUGAACUACUACAGCCGCUGAUGCCUUUCGGAAAGCAGCUCGAACAAUCGUUUCAAACCGAGAGCGCCCGGACAUUCACUCUAUCCAAAACUCAGAGGAACUUGAUGGUGACGUCUCCAGAUUGCCUUUAAAACUUUAUAAGAUUUUCUUUUCAGACAAAUCUUAUCAGUUGUGUUCUGUCUUAAUGCAAGGAGUUCAAAGGACCUGGUGAAAAGUAUAUCUCGUAAGACAUUCCUUUUCCCUGAACUGCCACAGCAAAUCAAUCAUUUCAUGCUUGUCAUGUCAUACAUUGUUGAUUUUUCUUCCCCACAUGUGCAUUAAGUAUAAACAGUUUUUUUGCAAUUUGUGCAAAUAAUGGGAAGGGUGUGUAGCUGGAACAUUUUCACCACAGAAUAAAUCUUUUUGAUCAAUUUGAA